Molecule: messenger RNA, 8079 nt
Organism: Cladocopium goreaui
Lineage: Eukaryota; Dinophyceae; Suessiales; Symbiodiniaceae
Source: the annotation of a GenBank genome assembly
AUGUACUGCAAAAAGAUUUCAAAAGCAACUGCCAAUGGAUGCAGCCAGUGCUUGAUAACGUGGCAAGAUUGUCAAGACACUACCUAUGUGCCGCCAUCCAAACAGCAGAAGUAUUCACAACAUCAAUACUCGCAACAAGCGAGUGGUUCCAAUUGGGACUGGAAUCAAUAUCAAGACGGAAGUCACACUCCCAGAACGCCGAGGGGCACGAAACUGGAGUGGCAGCAUCCGAAGUCUCCUCGACAAGGCCGAGGCAAAGGACGUGGCAAAGGGAAGAAGAAGGAGCAAAUGAAAGGCCAUCAGCAGCAGAUUUCGCAGAAGGGAAAAGUUCAGGAGGUAGGGCAGGAAAAGGGGAAAGGAAAAACUCCUACCACGCCAGCGGGAACGAUGAUUCCCCCAGAACCUCCUUGGACACCAUCCUUGAACAGUGCUACAGGUCUGGCUCCGCUUCCACCUCCCACAGAGCCACCGCCGACAUCCGAGGAAGGCAUUAUAUUGAAAGAAUUGAUCACCGCCUUGAAAAAGUCACCAACCGAGCAGGACCCGGAAGUGAAAGCCAUUGUCCAGAAAACCACAUUGAAAGAGGGACAAGGUGCAGCACAAACACUGUACACUGCAGUAGACGAUUUGACCAGUGCACGGGAAGCUUUGGACUGCGCCAGACUGGCAAGACACAACCUGCAUAUCCGUUGGCGGAAUUUCUUGGCGGAGGCAGUCAUGAGGUGGCAGAAACAUACCGCAGAUUUUCAAAAAGAAGAGAAGGAGCUCACAGAACAUAUCGAAGUUGCCAGGCAAGCACUGCAACACGCGGUCAAGAAGUUCGAGGAAUCCAAGACCGAACUGGGAGACCAAGUUGUAGAUGUGGAUGCGGAAGCAGAAAUGAACGAGGGAUCAGAAGGAGCAGACAAGGACACUAUGGGGGCGGCUCUUCAGGAGAGCUUACAGACCAUGUCUGCCCAACUGGUCUCACUGCAAGCAUCUGCCGAAGCAAUGGUGACGGACGAAGUGAACUCAAACAAACGACAAAGAACAGAUGGAGGCCUUGGAUCUGGACCUUCGUUCUCUGCGGGAGCCGGCAUCCCGGCUGGUUCACCACCUGCGGCUGCACCAGCCAUGCAGCCAUUUGCAACAAAGGAAAAGCCGCCUUUUGGCCAGCCCGACAAGGAUGAUGAAGAAGAUGAAACUCAGUUUUUCCUGCAUGAAGAGCCAGACUCAGUCCAGAUUUUGUUCGAUGCAUUCCUUCGAGAAGGUCUCAUCAUUGGACCGAGGCCGAGGCCUCUACGACUUGAAAGGCAUGCAAUCACGUGGAUUGAUGAUUUCAGACACCUCUGGGCUGAUGUGAUGGCACGGAAUGAAGUAUUUGCCAUCAGAAUUGUCAAACCAAAGCCGCCCCAGACACGGUCUGCAAACUAUGCAUGUCACAUCGUCAUUGAGCAAGGUAUCACCCCUCGAAAAGCGGCGUGUCUUAUCACUGCACUACUUGAGGGUGAACAAAUGGACGCAUUAAUUCAAGGUGCGUACUCAUUGCCAGUCAUUGUCCGUGAACAGACCAUCAUUGAUGCCAUUGAGAUUGAACCACAAUGUGAAGGCCGCUGUCGCACGAUCACAUGGGGAACAGUCCCCAUUCAUCUUGUUGAAGCAACUGAGAUUGUCUCAGGAUGUAGCAUUCGUGUGAGAGUCACCAAUCCACGAAGUCAAUUUCCCAUAUGCCCUGAACAAGAAGAACCUCAUUUUGAAGACAUUGCCCUUUUCCAGACAAGCAUGUCAGUGUCUCAAACAUGUGGCAUUCACAAAUCAGGAGGAAACACAACACAGGGAGAUGGCGCACAAUUUGCAUUUGACACCAGGGCUGCGGAGUUUAGACCUGGAGCAUGGAACAUUCGUGCGCAACCUGAACACAUCCAAGAUCUUUAUGCACAGUGGUCACAGCGUGCGUUUGCUUGGGAGGGUGAAGUUGCAGCAUCACGUGUCAUGACUUGGUUCGUUGACCAUAGAAAUGACUUCCAUUGUUACCAGGGCCGUAUUGUCACAUUGUACGAGGACUUUGAAGACUGGGAAAGACGUAUCAAACAAACAUGGCAGGAUCGACUUGAUUCUAGUGUGGAGCUAGAAAUCAACAUUGUCACACCAUUGCCUCCCAGAAUCGAGUACAAUAUCGCAGCACAUGUCGUGCUCGUGCAAGCGCCUCAUGCAAUGUGGGUGACUUCAUUAGUGUCUGCAAUUGAUCCCACUAUCUAUGGACCAGAACCGAGACGUGCGGCCAUCACGACCCAUGAACACAUUGCUGUUGAGCAUCUCCUUGUUGCAUGCAACUAUGAUCCUGAUUGCUUGAAUCCGUGGAGUCAAGUUCAUUGUCAAGUCUGGUAUGACAGGAUCCAGAUGCAGCCUGGAAUGCCACUGCCCGGACGUUCCGGAUAUGGCAUUGAAUUGCAUGUGCAGAGGCAAUUCAUUGUCUUUGCACCUGUACAGCCGAUCCAGCAAGAUGAAACUUCUCAUUUGCAGACGGCCAUUGUUAGACACAAGAAGAUUGCUCUUUCUCUUGAACAAAGCUUGGAUCUCGAGUCUGCAUCAGUUGUUCCGAUAUCACUGAUUGACGAAGCUGUGAAUGCUGACUUUCCUGAUCAGGUGUUCUUACCCGACCCCAUACAAGCAGAUGACAUUGAGAAAGAGCUCGCUUUGCUUGGCUGGAAAAGACAUGUUUAUUUGCUUCAAGGCACUGGUUUUGCACUCUGCGUACCGGUGGAUUGGAAAUGUGAUGCGCAGAAAGCAUGUUAUGUGUAUUAUCCGGUGGGAAGUUGCGACAGGCUGGUUGUAACGACGAACAUCCAACAUUUGGCCUGCUUAGAAGUGUCUUCCAAGCCCUGCAAGCGGCUCUGCCAUCAGCGUGCCUUGAUGUUCAACAUGUCAGAGGUCACGCUGGAGACCCGUGGAAUGAAUUGGCAGAUUUUCUUGCCAAAACAGAGGUUUCUGGGCAGCUGCUUUGAUGUUCGGCCACCGAAUUUGCCAGCAAUGACAACUGCAGACUGCAGUCAACCAAAGCACAGGAUCAGUCGGCAUCACAUGGCACUUAGCUUAGCAACCUGUAAUGUUGGAUCUUUAUUCACAAGCCCAGACGGAUAUGGAGGCAAGUUGACAUAUAUGCGGCAGCAAAUGAAAGAAUUGCAAGUCAACAUCCUUGGCAUUCAGGAGGCGAGAAGUUCAGCAGGGACCUCAUUAGCAGAAGAUGUUAUUCGCCUUGCUAGUGGCUGUGAUCAGGGAAGAUUUGGAGUCGAACUGUGGAUCAACACCUCACAGCCGAUUGCAUAUCACGGCCAGAGACCUUGCUACAUCCAGAAGUCGCAUGUUCAAGUAGUGUACGCAGACCCUAGAAGACUCCUCGUGCGUAUGGUUCAUCCCUGCAUUGACUGUCACAUUUGUGUCCUGCAUGCACCGCAAAGCGGUAGACCUCUCCAAGAAAGACGCGAGUGGUGGGCAGAAACCAACCAAAUCCUGCAUGCCCACACCGGAAGUGUCUCAUUAUAUGUCUUGAUUGAUGCAAAUGCAAAGACAGGACGCAGUUGCGACGCCGUUGUCUUUGACAAGGAUGACCAUUGCUCUGCAAAUACCGAAUUUUUUCGUGAGUUUCUGCAAGAACGAGGUCUUUGCCUACCAUGCACAUCUCACAUUCACCAAGGUACAGAUCACACUUGGACAGCGCCGGAUGGUCAGACACAGCACAGAAUUGAUUUUGUAGCCAUUCACAUUGCAGAGCUCAGCUUCUGUACUCAUUCCUGUGUAGUUGAACACUUUGAUCUUGGAAAUUUGCAUGAAGAUCACCGAGCUUCUGCACUCCAAUUGCAAUGGACACAAGACAGAGUGAUUCGCCCUCACUCCAAAUCUCACAUCGGUCGUAUUGACCGGAAUGCCAUCACCGAGAAACGGAACAUUCUUGAUUUGCAGACUGUUUGCGCAAGCCCUUGGUAUGAAGAUGUUGAGACGCAUGUCCAAUCCUUCAACAUAGCCAUGCAUUCGACGCUCCAAGCAGCAUGUCCUUUGCACAAACAAGGAAAGAAGAAGUAUUAUCUGACAAAUGAAGCCUGGACCUUGCGUGCCGCAAAAUUACAUUUGCGCCGCCGCUUACAGCAUGCUCGAAGGCAAUCCAGUCUCGAUACCCUUCGCCUUGUGCUCUGGGCAUGGAAGCAUCAAGACGAUAACCAGGAGUAUCGACACCAGACCAUCGAACAACAUGCGGCCUAUGUCAAUACCACGCUCUGCAUCACGCUGCACCUGAACUGUCGAUAUUACAAAAUCACCAGACAAUUGAAGCAAGUCUUGCAGGCCACAAAGCACACGCAACUUGCAAAAGAGCUUGACAAUGUCGAUGAGAAAACAGCAGCGGGUUCGAUUUUGCAGAUGCUCAAGCCAUUCAUUGGCCCUACCAAUCCAAAGAAACAGAAGAAAAUGGGACUGCCAGCUGUCCGCAAACAAGAUGGCAGAAUUUGUGCCACCCCAGAUGAAGCGCAAGCCAGAUGGAUUGAGUUUUUCUCCCUCAUGGAGGGUGGCAGAAGGCUAAGCCACCAAGAAUAUCGUGCAAUUUGGCGAACCAACCUCCAAAAGUUCCGUGCACAAGAGCCCUUUGCUGUUGCUAUCACUGAACUCCCGAGUUUAGUAGAGUUAGAAGCUGCAUUCCGGCGUGUUGCGACAGGGAAGGCGAUCGGCCUUGAUGGUAUCCCGCCAGAACUGUGCAAAGCCAAGGCCACGGAAUUGGCAAAGCUUACUUACUCAAUGCUCAUGAAAAUCUUCUUACAUGGACAAGAAGCAGCAGAACAUAAGGGUGGACGGUUAGCCAUAGCUUGGAAAAACCGUGGAGAUCCACGUGAUUGCGAGACUCACAGGUCUCUUUUAAUCUCCAGCCACAUUGGCAAGACCAUCCACAGGGCGCUGCGACAAAAGCAUCAUGGACUCUACACUGCAUAUAUGCAAACCCAACAACUGGGCGGGAGACCGAAAAUCCCUGUAGGAAUUCCUCUGCAUUUGUCACGAGCAUUCCUGAGAUGGCAGCAUAGAUUGAAGAGACCAACAGCAUGCAUCUUUCUCGAUCUCGCAGAAGCAUUUUACAGGUUGAUCAGACCUCUAGCGCUUGGCGGAGAUAUUUCUGAUGAUGAUCUCGCAGUCAUUGCCAUACGCCUUGGCUUGGAUGGAGACACAUUGCACCAUUUUCAUGCUCAGUUACAGGAUCCAUCUGCACUGCAACAAGCAGGGGCCAGUCCUGCUGUGCAAAGAUUCCUACAAGCACUUCACAGUGACACUUGGUUCACCAUUGGACCACAGCAUGAUGUCGUGCGCACGUCGAUCGGGUCUCGCCCAGGAGACUCGUACGCGGAUGUAGUGUUCGGUCUGCUAUGGGCAAAGCUCCUGCGUCAAUAUGAAAGUGCUUUGAUCAAGCAUGACAUCAUCGAAGUGAUUCCUGCCUUUGAUUUGCCAUGCCUUUUUGAUGAUGCAUCGGAAGGUGGAAGAGACAUCCCGUUUGUAGGUCCAACGUGGAUGGAUGACCUCAAUGUAUGCAUCGCAGCAGACACCAAUCAUGGCAUCGAAAGCAAGACGGCAACUGCCCUUAGCAUUUUGCUCGACCAAUGCAAAACCUUCCACAUGGAACCGAAUUUACGGAAAGGAAAAACAGAGGUCAUGUUUGCUUUUAGGGGCGCUCACACCCGCAGUUUCCGCCGUAGGUAUUAUUCACAUCAAGCAGGUUUGCCGGUUGUUUGUGAAUCUGGUACUGUCUGUGUUUCAGUUGUGAGUCGGUACUUGCAUUUAGGCGGAAUCCUGCACCACAGGGAUGUUGACAGAGUUGAAGUGACCAGACGUCUCGCUAUUGCCCACCAAGCAUUCACUGCUCAUCGACGAGUCCUGUUUCACAACAGGCAUCUGAUGUGGGAAAAGAGACGGGAACUCUUCACCACGCUUAUCCUGAGCAAACUAGUUUAUGGAUUGGAGUCAUGGGCCAUGGAGUCACAAGCAGUCAAAACACAGUUUCAUAGAGGGGUCAUGAAUCUCUACCGAAGGUUGCUGAAGGUUCCUCAUGAUUUGCAUUUGACUGACUUACAAUUGCUUGCGAAGAUUGGCUUGCCGAAACCCGAUGAACUUCUGCGUAGCAGUCGACUUCGAUAUUUUGGCACAUUGCAUCGAUGUGGCCCUGCAACAAACUGGGGCCUUCUGGCGGAGGAUGCUGCCUGGAUUGCGCUAUUGCAGGAUGACUUUCGCUGGCUUUGGGAUCAAAUAUGCAAUACUACGGAUCUUCCAGAUCCAGUCAUGCAUUACCCAGCCUGGAAAGAUCUGAUCACCUUCCAUGCACCUUAUUGGAAGAAGCUUAUCCGACGCAGUGUUGCGCAUGCCAUCGCACAAAGACAAAACUACCUAGUAGCCCUGGAGUUGCAUCAGAACGUUGGAAAGGUUUUGUUUGAUCACAGUUGGGUUCAGAGCUUGCCCACGGAUGACAAAAUUACCAUGCCCACAGCAUCCUAUGGAUGCAUGCAAUGCCAGAAACGACAUCUCUCGCAUGCAGGUGAGAGCGUCCAUAUGUUCAAGAAGCAUGGACGUGUUGCAAAAGCCAGGCAUCUCUUUGCUGAAACGCACUGCCCAGCAUGCUUGAGAGAAUACCAUACGAGGGCAAAAGUGCUGGCACAUUUGCGGAUAGCAGAUUCGUGCAGACAGCAACUCAUUGGAAAGCGAAUGCAUUGUCCAUUGAUGCCUGGAGUUGGAUCUCAAGAGGACAGAGCGCUGGAAGAGAGAUUGGACCGUGCACAACCGUUUUUGCAAGCACUUGGACCACACAACCAACCGAUUCAAAGAGCUGAUUUUGAGGCACAUGAUGAACAGCUGUUUGAGGACCUUUACCUUGCACUUCUUGAUGCACAAGAAGACAUUGCAUUGGACACCCUCAUGCGACAGGAAAUCUGUCAGCAUGCAGUUAGCUGGACAGUGUGCCAACGAACCCUCCUUCAUUUCAAUGAAGUUUUCACACCGCAAGAUGCCGAAGUUUUGGUUUUUUCCUUUGACAAGGUUCGAAAUUGCAUACAGACACUGAGUAAUGCUGAGGCAUGGUCAUUUCUGGGUGCAGCAUGCACCCGUGAGGGCCGACAGCUCUCUAAUGAUGUCAGUGUAUGGGAGGAUUGGUUCACACAGAUGGCCUACUCUCAAUGCAAUCCUCAGACACCUUACAGAGCAAUGCCAAGAUCUUUGAGCAGACAAAAAAUCAUCUUACACGCAUAUGCUGGACGCCGUCGCCGAGGAGACAUUGAAUGGUAUAUCGACGAGAUUGCCAAGAGCCAUCCAGGGAUUGUCAUUCAUGUUGCGUCAGUUGAUAUCGUGAUUGAUGAGAAUUACGGCGAUAUUGCCAAAGAAGCCACUCGUAAUUACUGGGUUGGUCACAUCCUUGCUGGACAUGUGAUCGGGUUUUUGGCGGGACCCCCUUGUAAUACAUGGAGCAGAGCGCGCCACCAUGUACUGGCUGAUGCAUCAGGUCCCCGUGUGGUCCGGACGCCGGACGCACCGUGGGGAAAAGAUUCAUUGCGAUUGAGCGAACUACAGCAGGUUUGCCUUGGAACAUUACUGUUGGGUUUCGCCUUUCAAUGCAUCGUCGCGCUUGCUCUACGCAGUGGUGUUGGCUUCGUUGAACACCCAAAAGACCCGGAGCAAAUUGACCUAGUCAGCAUCUGGCGGCUCCCCAUUCUACGAGCCCUUUUGGACCUACCAAACGUCAGACUGCUCCACCUUGCACAAGGACUUUUCGGAGCACCCUCAGCAAAGCCGACCACAUUACUGGUCCUUGGUAUGCCGACGCUUGAGGCUGAACUCCAUGCGCAUCGAGUCACGACAGAACUUCCACAUGGUUUGUCGGUAGGCAAGGAUGAUUUUGGGCAGUUCAAAACUGCGCCGUUAAAAGAAUACCCACCGGCAAUGUGCAAAGGUAUCGCAUCUGCCCUUUGCACGGAUGUCAUUAGCAUUGAGUGCAAUGACACAACUUUGCCGACUGAUUUGGUGCAACGCUGUAUAGGCAUGACAAAUCAGUUUUUCGGCGAUUUCAUUGGACACGAUGGAUAG